Messenger RNA from Pan troglodytes (chimpanzee), 1299 nucleotides. It is a transcript of the gene ATP6V1G1, whose product is annotated as ATPase H+ transporting V1 subunit G1. Gene Ontology annotation, molecular function: proton-transporting ATPase activity, rotational mechanism; ATP hydrolysis activity. The transcript is spliced from 3 exons. Gene Ontology annotation, cellular component: vacuolar proton-transporting V-type ATPase complex; synaptic vesicle membrane; vacuolar proton-transporting V-type ATPase, V1 domain. Bases 315 to 671 code for a protein of 118 amino acids. The record is from RefSeq and is a predicted model, not a curated record. Gene Ontology annotation, biological process: synaptic vesicle lumen acidification. NCBI's taxonomy places the organism in Eukaryota, Metazoa, Chordata, Mammalia, Primates, Hominidae.
AACCAGCGACAGGGUAGCCAUUAAAAGAGGCCAGGGAGCGGACAGAGGAGUAGAGGGGAGUACUGCGCAGUAGACUGCACAGGCGCAGUCGAGGAGCUCCGCUCCUUUCUCCUCAGCCCCGCCCCGCCCCAUUUCUGCCGAAUCACAGAAGUUCAAGAGCGGUCAGCUGAUGCUACGCUGCGCGGUCACGUGACAAGGGGGGCGAAGCGCAGGCGCAAGGAGCAAGCGCAGAUUGUGGGCGGCUGUGUCAGCUGACCCAAGGGGCCUUCGAGGUGCCUUAGGCCGCUUGCCUUGCUCUCAGAAUCGCUGCCGCCAUGGCUAGUCAGUCUCAGGGGAUUCAGCAGCUGCUGCAGGCCGAGAAGCGGGCAGCCGAGAAGGUGUCCGAGGCCCGCAAAAGAAAGAACCGGAGGCUGAAGCAGGCCAAAGAAGAAGCUCAGGCUGAAAUUGAACAGUACCGCCUGCAGAGGGAGAAAGAAUUCAAGGCCAAGGAAGCUGCGGCACUGGGAUCCCGUGGCAGUUGCAGCACUGAAGUGGAGAAGGAGACCCAGGAGAAGAUGACCAUCCUCCAGACAUACUUCCGGCAGAACAGGGAUGAAGUCUUGGACAACCUCUUGGCUUUUGUCUGUGACAUUCGGCCAGAAAUCCAUGAAAACUACCGCAUAAAUGGAUAGAAGAGAGAAGCACCUGUUCUGUGGAGUGGCAUUUUAGAUGCCCUCACGAAUAUGAAGCUUAGCACAGCUCUAGUUACAUUCUUACGAAAUGGCAUUAAAUUAUUUCCAUAUAUUAUAUAAUAGGUCCUUCCACUUUUUGGAGAGUAGCAAAUCUAGCUUUUUUGUACAGACUUAGAAAUUAUCUAAAGAUUUCAUCUUUUUACCUCAUAUUUCUUAGGAAUUUAAUGGUUAUAUGUUGUCUUUUUUCCCUAUGUCUUUUGGCUCAAGCAACAUGUAUAUCAGUGUUGACUUUUUCUUUCUUAGAUCUAGUUUAAAAAAAAAAAAACACAUAACAAUUCUUUGAAGAAAGGAAGGGAUUAAAUAAUUUUUUUCCCUAACACUUUCUUGAAGGUCAGGGGCUUUAUCUAUGAAAAAGUAGUAAAUAGUUCUUUGUAACCUGUGUGAAGCAGCAGCCAGCCUUAAAGUAGUCCAUUCUUGCUAAUGGUUAGAACAGUGAAUACUAGCGGAAUUGUUUGGGCUGCUUUUAGUUUCUCUUAAUCAAAAUUACUAGAUGAUAGAAUUCAAGAACUUGUUACAUGUAUUACUUGGUGUAUCGAUAAUCAUUUAAAAGUAAAGACUCUGUCAUGCA